AUGUCAGAAGUACUUUACCAGGCCACAAACUAUAUGAACGCCGAAGACGCGCUGUUGGCCCGAGAAGAGAGGCCAAAGAAAAGAGAGAGGCAGGAAGACACUCGGCAGGACCAAGGCCGAAAGAAAGCAAGGACGGGAGACCGAAGGGAUGAGAGGCGCCCUAAGCCCCUAGAGGGAAGAUUCACGAGCUUCACUCCGUUGACCGCCUCUAUAGAUCAAGUCCUUAUGCAAAUCAAGGACGAGGAGGCUCUGACGUUCCCGGGAAAGCUGAAGAGUGAUCCCAACAAACAUUCUAGGGAUAAGUAUUGCCGUUUCCACCGCAACCAUGGUCACGAUACGGCUGAUUGCUAUGACCUAAAGCAGCAGAUUGAGGCCCUCAUCAGACAAGAAAAACUGCAGAAGUUCGUUAGCAAGGAGAAAACGGAUCCACUCCCACAAUACCAACACCCCCAACGGGAUAAUAAGCGACCGAGGCCCCCGAUAGGGGACAUAAGGAUGAUCGUAGGAGGAACGGCUGUCGCCGGGUCAUCCAAAAAGGCUCGCAAAACCUACUUUCGGAUAGUACAAAAUGUUCAGCUGACGGGAGUUGUGCCGAAGAUAGCACGAAGAGAAGGCCCCAUAAUCGAGUUCUUAGAAGAGGAUGCACGACGCCUUCACCAUCCACAUGACGAUGCGCUCGUCGUCAGCUUACGGGUAGAAGACUACAACAUCCACCGGGUGUUGGUCGACAACGGCAGUUCAGCAGAUAUUUUAUACUACCCGGCGUUCCAGCAGAUGAGGAUCGACAGGGAGCGAUUGAUUCCAACGAAUGCCCCGCUUGUGGGCUUCGGAGGGAGCCGAGUAUUCCCCCUGGGCGCGAUCACAUUGUCCGUAAUGGUAGGCGACUACCCUUAG
Messenger RNA from Quercus robur (English oak), 894 nucleotides. RefSeq lists its product as uncharacterized. NCBI's taxonomy places the organism in Eukaryota, Viridiplantae, Streptophyta, Magnoliopsida, Fagales, Fagaceae. The record is from RefSeq and is a predicted model, not a curated record. Bases 1 to 894 code for a protein of 297 amino acids. The transcript has a single exon.